GCUUUUGCGCAUGUGCAGAGUGAACCGCGGAGAAGGUGAAGAUGGCUGCCGCCCGGGCUGCGGCCCUGGGAGUCCGAUGGCUGCAGAGGACAACCCGGGGCGUGGUGCCACUGGAGGCACGGAGAGCCUUCCAUAUGACCAAGGACAUGUUGCCGGGGUCAUAUCCUAGGACCCCAGAGGAACGCGCCGCGGCCGCCAAGAAGUAUAACAUGCGAGUGGAAGACUACGAGCCAUACCCCGAUGAUGGCAUGGGGUAUGGCGACUACCCGAUGCUCCCCAACCGAUCACAGCAUGAGAGGGAUCCGUGGUAUCAGUGGGACCACUCAGAACUCAGGAUGAACUGGGGUGAACCGAUACACUGGGACCUAGACAUGUACAUCAGGAAUCGUGUGGACACGUCACCUACCCCUGUGUCCUGGGAUGUCAUGUGUAAACAUCUCUUCGGCUUUGUGGCUUUCAUGGUUUUCAUGUUCUGGGUAGGGCACGUGUUCCCUUCCUACCAGCCUGUGGAAUAGUCACUGCUGUGAGGAUCCAGGUCCUUGUCCUUCCCUCUACGUGCUGCCUGCCUGCAUUCCUGUUUUCCUGCUCUGAAAUUGGAAGGAUGGGAAGGAAGGUUAGGAAAUCAGUGUAAGAAAAUCAUAGGUCAUCUCACUGGGGAUGGGAGAGUGGUUUUCAGCUGCAGUCGCACAGCAGAGAGUGAAGGAUCCGCUGUUGCCCAUUUCCAGGGCCAAGAGGGAAGGGAGGUGCUCUCUUCCCAAUUUGGAACAAGAUUCACUUUCCUUAAAAACCAUUUUUGUGGAGCACAUCUAUAAUCUUAGCAUGCAGGAAGCUGAGGCAGGAGGAUUGCAUGUUUGAAACCGGUCUGGGCUACACAGUAAGGCUAUCAAGACCACCCAACUUUUAAGUAAUACUUGUUAGAUUUAAAGACAUGUGGUGUGUGCCUAUAAUCCCAGCACUUGGGAGGCUGAGGCAGGAGGAUCUCCAUGGGUUCAGGACUAGUCUAGGCUAUCUAGUGAGUUUGAGGCUAACCUGAACUAUAUAUAGUAAGGUGGUUUCAAAACAAAGACCAUUAUUUAAACUCUUAAAUAAGUUUUAAAAGAAAGUAAGGCAUUUCAAGCGAUGGAACAGUAGGGAAUGCCUGGUCAGAUCUGUGGCAUUUCUUCAUUCCCCCUUUCAAAGCAAGUUUUCUAAAACAGCUUCUUAGUAAGUUAGCAUUGUCCGUAUUUAUGAAAUAAGGGAUGCGUCCAAGCUCCAGUGACAGCCUUACAAGAAAGCUAUUUUCUAAAGAGAUCUAUUUUCUAAAGUAUAUGUUGUCAACCACAAAGUAUCUACAGGCAUCAUUGAAGAAUAUGCAAGGACAUCAUGGCCACUUUGCCUAAAGGGUACAUGUGUCACUGAGAACUACUCCAACCCUGACCUCUAGUUGUCACCUUUGGAGGUAACAGUCUAAAGUUCUCAGAUUUAUAGUGUUUGCUCAGAUGGCUUUAAUCCCAGCAUUAGGAAGGAGAAGCAGGAAACAUCUCUGAGCUCUAACUCAGCUAGUGAGGUGCUGUCUCAAGAAGCUGGCUCCACUGGGGAAAUAGGGCUUAGGGGUACUGGGUGCUCUCCCAGCACCCACAUGAUGGUUCACAACCAUCUGUAACUCACUCCUCAGGACCUGACACCAUCUUCUGAUUUCCAGAGACACUGCAUGUGGUGCUCAGACAUUCAGGCAAACACUCAUAAAAUAAAAAAAUUUAAAAGGUUGGUUGUGGUGGUACAAGCUUUUAAUUCUAGCACCUGGUGGGUGGGACAGAGGCAGGUGGAUCUCUACAUAGUGAGUUUCAGACUGACCAAGGUAGAAAGACCCUGUCUCAAAAACAACAACAAAAACCCAAAAGGAUUAAAAAGUAUAGCAAUCAGAUUAAAACUUAUAAGAAAGCAAUAACAGUCACCAGGAUGGCCGUGGAAUAACGGACAAAGUAGCCACAUUUGUAGUCUAAGCCAUAAGGCUCGUUGAGUAGAAGUGACUGGUGCAACCACUAAAAAGUCUUGGCUAUGGGGGCUUCCAGGCAAUCCAAGCAGAUAUCUGUUAACCUUCAAGGAGGGUAAGAAUUGGUGGAAGGAACCAUGGUGGCUCAUGCCUGAAACUCAACCGAAUAAAAGAAAUGGUGUAAGUA
Mus musculus (house mouse) is the source of this 2159-nucleotide messenger RNA. It is a transcript of the gene Ndufb8, whose product is annotated as NADH:ubiquinone oxidoreductase subunit B8. The transcript is spliced from 5 exons. The record is from RefSeq and is marked validated. Gene Ontology annotation, biological process: mitochondrial electron transport, NADH to ubiquinone. The coding region runs from base 42 to 515 and encodes 157 amino acids. Gene Ontology annotation, cellular component: mitochondrion; respiratory chain complex I; mitochondrial inner membrane. NCBI's taxonomy places the organism in Eukaryota, Metazoa, Chordata, Mammalia, Rodentia, Muridae.